This is a messenger RNA of Akanthomyces muscarius, 2379 nucleotides long. RefSeq lists its product as uncharacterized. The coding region runs from base 1 to 2379 and encodes 792 amino acids. Gene Ontology annotation, biological process: ceramide catabolic process; sphingosine biosynthetic process; long-chain fatty acid biosynthetic process. The record is from RefSeq and is a predicted model, not a curated record. Lineage: Eukaryota; Fungi; Ascomycota; Sordariomycetes; Hypocreales; Cordycipitaceae. Gene Ontology annotation, cellular component: extracellular region. The transcript has a single exon. Gene Ontology annotation, molecular function: N-acylsphingosine amidohydrolase activity.
AUGAUGCAGGCCCGUCCCAUUCCUAAGCGUGUCUGGGACAGAUCCACGAGAGAUUUGCGUCCAUUUCGGCACGCCCUCUACUGUGUCUUUUCGUUUUGCCGUUUUUUUUGCGCAGCGUUGGAAAGUGAAGAGCUUGUGAGCACCAUCACCAUGCGGUCCACCGGCCUCGUUUACACGCUUUGCACGCUGCUCUUGGCGCUGCUCUUUGGCAAUGCUACGGCUAUUGUCUCUGCCAACACCACCGACGGUCGCGACGCCAUCUCAGGCAAUGCUACCUCUGGAGGAGGCUCUGGUCAGGGGAGCUUCACAGAAGACGCUGGCAAGAGCAAGUACCUCCUCGGCGUCGGCAAGGCUGAUAUUACUGGUCCUGUUGCCGAAGUAGCUCUGACUGGCUAUGCCAACCUGCAGCAGAUUGGUUCCGGUCUCCGGCAGAGACUCUUUGCUCGUGCCUUUAUCAUUGGCGAUACAGAGGACCCUGGCGCCAGAACUGUCUAUGUUGUCCUCGACGCCCUGGUCGGCGACACCAGCGUGCGCUUUGGUGUCCUCGACGCCCUGUCCAAGCUUGGUGACGACUACAAGAUGUACGACCAAGAUAAUGUCGCCUUGGCCGCUGUUCACAGCCACUCUGCGCCCGGCGGCUGGAACAACUACCUGACGCCUCAAAUUCCAGGCCUCGGUUUCAACGACGAGAGCUACAACGCGCUCGUGGAUGGAACGGUGCAGGCCAUCAAGCGCGCUCAUCAGAGCCUGACCGAGGGGAAAUUGGACGUUGGAUACACUGAUAUCAAGAAUGCCGCCAUCAACCGCUCGCUGUGGGCUUACCUCAACAACCCCAGCGAAGAGCGUGCCCGAUACGCCGACUCGACCGACAAGACCAUGACGCUGCUCCGCUUCACACGCUCCGAAGACGAUAAGAUUAUGGGCAUUCUCAACUGGUUCCCGACCCAUGGCACCUCCAUGUACCGCAACAACACCCAUGUUGCCGGCGACAACAAGGCUCUCGCAGCCUGGAUGGUCGAGCAGGACGCCAGGUCCAACAGCCGGUAUGCCGACAACUUUAUUGCGGGCUUCAGCCAGGCCAAUUUGGGCGAUGCCUCUCCCAACGUGGAGGGUGCUUUCUGCGAGGAUGGCACCAACGCCCAGUGCCGCCUCGAGGAUGCCACUUGCAAGGACGGCACAGUUCUCAAGUGCCAGGGCCGUGGUCCCUACGCCGGUCUGCCCGACUUUGGCGCCAAGAGCUGCCACGAGAUUGCCACGCGCCAGUUCAACGGCGUGCAGAGAAUCAUGAGCUCCAACGACUGGACCUCGAUUCAUGGUCCCGUCAAGUCAUUUCACUUCUUCCACGACAUGGCCGGGUGGGAGUUUGACCUCCCCAGCGGCGAAAAGGCCAAGACGUGUCCGGCGGCGCUGGGCUACUCGUUUGCGGCGGGUACCACCGACGGCCGCGGCGAGUUUGACUUUAUCCAGGGCGACGCGGGCAAGCCUCACAACCCGUGGUGGAACUUUGUCGAGAACAUUGUCAAAAAGCCGUCCCAGGAGCAGGUCGACUGCCACAGUCCCAAGCCCAUCUUCCUGUCUGCUGGCGAGCUCAGCUGGCCGUACGCCUGGGAGCCGAAUAUCGUGGACAUUCAAAUGUUCCGCAUCGGACAGGUCUUUGUCAUUCUCAGCCCCAGCGAAGUCACCACGAUGAGUGGACGGCGCUGGAAGGAGGCCGUGGGCAAAAAGGCGGCGGAGCAUGUCAAGGACCCCAUCGUGGUUCUCGGCAGCCCCGUCAACGUGUAUGCCCACUACGUCACGACGCCGGAGGAGUACGAGAUGCAGCGCUACGAGGGUGCCGCCACGCUGUACGGCCGCCACGAGCUGGAUGCCUACAUCAGCCUCAGCACCGGCAGCAUGCGCUACCUGCAGGCCAACUCGACCAGCAAGCCUGACCCGGGCCCCACGCCGCCCAACAACACGCAGCGGUCGCUGCGGCUGCUCCCGCCCGUGCUCUACGACACGGCGCCUUGGGGCCGCAGCUUCGGCGACGAGGUGGCGCGGCCCAAGCCGGCGUACACGCGCGGCGAGGUGGCCAAGGUGACGUUCCAGGGCGCCAACCCGCGUAACAACCUGCGUCUCGAGGGCACGUACGCGGCGGUCGAGAAGAAGGGCGGUGACGGCACGUGGACGCAGGUCCGGGACGACGCGGACUGGUUCCUGGUGUUUACGUGGCGCAAGACGAGUGCGGUGCUGGGAAGGUCCGAGGUGGACAUUGAGUGGGAUACGGCGGGCAAUGCCGAGCCAGGCACGUACCGCCUCAAGUACUAUGGUGAUGCCAAAAACUAUGGCUCCAGCGUCAAGGGGUUUACUGGCACUAGCAGUCAGUUUUCACUGCGAUAG